Messenger RNA from Dentiscutata heterogama, 529 nucleotides. The record is from the annotation of a GenBank genome assembly. Lineage: Eukaryota; Fungi; Glomeromycota; Glomeromycetes; Diversisporales; Gigasporaceae.
AUGCCUCGAGAAGCAUUGAUUAAAAACUUAGAACGUCAACUUUCAUCUGGAAAAUGUGAUCUCGGCAAAGUUGCGAUACAAUAUCUUACUGAAACAGAGAAACUUCUUUCUCGUCAACUUAAGUAUUUGCAAAUUAAAGUCAAGAAUUUACAAGAUGAACUUAAUGAAUUAAAAAAAGAAAAUAAUUACUUACGCAAUGAAAUGAAUCAGCUCAGUCACAAUUUCAGUUUAAUUCAAUUAAAUGAAAAUAAAAAAGGAGGCGAAUUAAUAAAUAGAAAAGAACAUGAAAGGAAAAAUGCAUUAAAAAAAAUUCAAGAAAUAAUUGAUGCAUAUAAAAGAAAAUACGAACAACAUACGAUUGAAGCUGGCCCUUCAAAGAUCAUCGAAAUUAUUGAAGAUGAAGAUUUAAUUAUUGAGACAAAAUCAACAUUUGUAAAAUUGGAAAUUCCAGAAAUUUUGGCUGAAAUUGCUAAUAAUUUAUUCCCAAGAGACAUUUUAAAUUUUUUACUUGUAAAUAGAUCGGUUAAUA